CAGCAGAACAGUUGAAUCUUCCAGCUGAGAAGGCUGAAGAUCUGUGAAUCCGUGGAAAGUCCCAGUGAAAUAUCGACAAUCUCAGUAUUUUGCACCCGCAAAACUCUUCACCAUGUCCUACUCGACGAGGAUAAUCACCCGGCAGGCGAAGCGCGCUGCCGCGGCCGCUCAUGCCAUGAAUCUGCAGCAGCGACUCUUCCACGCUUCCUGCGCGACUGCCUCCAAAGUCGCCCUCUCCAAGUUCGACAGCUCCGUGUAUCUUCCCUACGAGAAGCUGGCGUCGCGCAUUGAAGUGGUGAAGAAGCGCCUGAAUCGCCCGCUGACGCUGGCCGAGAAAGUCCUCUAUUCCCACUUGGACGAUCCUCAGAACCAGGACAUCCAGCGCGGAGUCUCGUACUUGCGUCUGAGACCCGAUCGCGUUGCCAUGCAGGACGCCACCGCCCAGAUGGCCAUGCUGCAGUUCAUCUCGUCCGGACUGAAGCGCGUGGCCGUGCCAUCGACCAUCCACUGUGAUCACUUAAUCGAGGCGCAAAUUGGUGGCGAGCAGGACUUGAAGCGCGCCAAGGAUAUCAAUGCCGAGGUGUACAAGUUCCUGUCGACGGCCGGAGCCAAGUAUGGCGUGGGCUUCUGGAAGCCCGGCUCCGGAAUCAUCCAUCAGAUCAUCCUGGAGAAUUACGCCUUUCCCGGACUGCUGAUGAUCGGCACGGACUCUCACACGCCCAAUGGCGGUGGCUUGGGUGGUCUCUGCAUUGGCGUCGGCGGAGCUGAUGCUGUUGACGUGAUGGCGGACAUUCCUUGGGAGCUGAAGUGCCCCAAUGUGAUCGGAGUGCAUCUCACGGGCAAGAUCAGUGGCUGGACCUCACCCAAGGACGUCAUUCUCAAAGUGGCGGACAUCCUGACCGUGAAGGGCGGCACUGGAGCCAUCAUUGAGUACCAUGGAAAGGGUGUUGACUCAAUUUCCUGCACGGGAAUGGCCACAAUCUGCAACAUGGGCGCCGAGAUUGGUGCCACCACGUCAAUUUUCCCCUUCAACAACCGCAUGGCUGACUACCUGAAGUCCACCGGUCGUGCUGGCAUCGCUACUGAGGCCACCAAGUUCCAGGGAAAACUCCUGUCACCCGACAAGGAUUGCAAGUACGAUGAUGUGAUCGAGAUUAACCUGGACAAACUCGAACCCCAUGUGAAUGGACCCUUCACGCCCGAUCUUGCCCAUCCUAUCAGCAAGCUGGGCGACAACUCCAAGAAGGGCGGCUAUCCUCUCGAUAUCAAAGUGGGUCUCAUUGGCUCAUGCACGAAUUCCUCAUACGAAGACAUGGGCAGAUGUGCUGCCAUCGCCAAGGAUGCUCUGUCGCACGGCAUCAAGUCAAAGAUUCCCUUCAACGUGACGCCUGGAUCUGAGCAGAUUCGCGCCACAAUUGAGCGUGACGGCAUCGCUGAGACCUUCAGACAGUUUGGAGGCACUGUGCUGGCCAAUGCUUGUGGACCGUGCAUUGGACAGUGGGACAGGAAGGAUGUGAAGAAGGGUGAGAAGAACACCAUCGUGACGUCCUACAAUCGUAAUUUCACGGGUCGAAAUGACGCCAAUCCUGCCACUCACUGUUUCGUUACCAGCCCCGAAAUGGUCACUGCGCUCUCAAUUGCCGGUCGAUUGGACUUCAAUCCGCUCACGGACUCACUGAAGGGUGGCGAUGGGAAGGAGUUCAAGCUGAAAGCGCCAUUUGGUGAUGAAUUGCCCAACAAGGGCUUCGAUCCGGGUCAGGACACAUACGAUGCUCCUCCGUCCGAUGGUGGAAGUGUGAAAGUGGACGUGGAUCCCAAGAGCAAUCGCCUCCAAUUGCUGGAGCCCUUCGAUGUGUGGGAUGGCAAGGAUCUGCAGGAGAUGACGGUGCUGAUCAAGGUGAAGGGAAAGUGCACCACUGAUCACAUCUCAGCCGCUGGUCCGUGGCUCAAGUAUCGCGGUCAUUUGGACAAUAUCUCUAACAACAUGUUCAUUGGCGCUGUGAACUCGGAGAACGGCGAGAUGAACAAGAUCAAGAACCAGAUGACAGGCGAAUGGGGCGGUGUGCCCGAUGUGGCGCGCCACUACAAGUCCAAGGGUGUCAGAUGGGUGGCUGUGGGUGAUGAGAACUACGGCGAGGGAUCGUCGCGCGAGCACGCCGCGUUGGAACCUCGUCACUUGGGCGGACGUGCAAUCAUUGUCAAGUCCUUUGCCAGAAUCCACGAGACGAACUUGAAGAAGCAGGGCCUGUUGCCACUCACCUUCGCCGAUCCUGCUGACUACGAUAAGAUUCAGCCAACAUCGAAAAUCUCUCUGCUCGGCCUUAAGGAUAUCGCACCGGGACAGCCAAUUGAUUGUGAAAUUAAGCAUACUGAUGGCAAGGUGGAUCGCAUAAAGCUCAAUCACACACUCAAUGAGCAACAAAUUGGAUGGUUUAAGGCUGGCAGUGCUCUGAAUCGCAUGAAGCAAUUGGCCAAACAGUAAUCUUCGCGCGUGUCUUCAGUGCGAGACAGUCUAAAAAAAAAACAUCAAAAGCAUAAAUUUCAAAUGUGAGUAAUUUAUCUUACCUUUUAAUUUCCUCUGUUGCCGUUCUUCGCAUUCUCAAUUGUCUCCCCCGUACGAAAUUUCCGAAUGCAAACAUUUAACUUAAUUGUAUAGAGUCAGAGAGUUGAUUGUAAGUAAUAUGGCAAAACACUUAUUUAUAUAAUGUCUCUAUUUAGUGACGAUAUGUGACGAUGAGAAAAAAAAAGUAAUCACUGUGAGCCUCACUUCAUUCUUAUGGUGGCUACAAAUGAUUGUUUACAUUGAGUAAUAUUCUCUGAAAGUAUAGAAGAAGAAGAAAUACCACCAAAAUUAUGUACUUGAUUUAGUGAUUUUUUUUUUGUGUUGUGUGAGGAGAAAGAAAAACAUUUUUUAGGAGACUAAAUACAGAGUUAUAGUGAGAGCAUAUAGAGCCAUCAGGAUUGGAGUUGAAGCGGAAAAAUAUCAUGGCAUGAGAUAAAUUGGACCCAAUCCUCUAAUAGCACGUUUCUACCAUCGCUGAGAAAUGUUACAAAGGCGCAGAGAAAAGUAAUGUUUAGGACGUUUUUUUUCUGUGGAAGGAAAUGAGAGUAUAAACCUCUAUAGCAGAGAACAUGUAAGAGAAAAAGUAUCUAUCAAGAGUUUAAAAGAAAAAUCUGUACACCUUAAUUUUCGACAAUAAAUGAUUGUAAAAGAA
This is a messenger RNA of Phlebotomus argentipes, 3215 nucleotides long. Its product is annotated as probable aconitate hydratase, mitochondrial. The transcript is spliced from 4 exons. The record is from RefSeq and is a predicted model, not a curated record. Gene Ontology annotation, molecular function: aconitate hydratase activity; 4 iron, 4 sulfur cluster binding. Gene Ontology annotation, cellular component: mitochondrion; cytosol. Gene Ontology annotation, biological process: tricarboxylic acid cycle. The coding region runs from base 113 to 2482 and encodes 789 amino acids. NCBI's taxonomy places the organism in Eukaryota, Metazoa, Arthropoda, Insecta, Diptera, Psychodidae.